GAGACAGCGGCGGCCGCCGGGGCACGCGGUGCGGAUAAGAUGGCGGCGGCUCCCCUGGCCGGGCAGGCGGGGGUUGUGCUGAGGGACCUGGCCCUGAGAUCCGCCCGCUUGCGGGGCAGCUUCCCGGCUGUUCAAUUAACCCCCAGACGAUGGCUGAACCUCCAGGAGUACCAAAGCAAAAAACUAAUGGCAGACCAUGGGGUUACAGUUCAGAGAUUCUUUGUAGCUGAUUCUGCAAAUGAUGCCCUGGAGGCUGCUCAGAGACUGAAGGCAAAUGAAAUUGUUCUGAAGGCACAGAUUUUGGCUGGAGGGAGAGGAAAAGGUAUUUUCAAUAGCGGGUUAAAAGGAGGAGUUCAUCUAACUAAAGACCCUAAGAUUGUUGAACAGCUUGCUAAACAGAUGAUUGGGUACAAUCUGUCAACAAAGCAAACUCCAAAGGAUGGGGUGAGAGUUAAAAAGGUGAUGGUUGCAGAAGCACUGAAUAUUUCCAGGGAAACAUACUUUGCAAUUUUGAUGGACAGAGCCUGCAAUGGACCUGUGAUGGUUGGCAGCCCACAGGGUGGUGUUGACAUAGAAGAAGUUGCAGCUACUAGCCCAGAACUUAUCUUUAAGGAGGAAAUAGAUAUUUUUGAAGGCAUAAAGGAUCGUCAGGCACUGCAGAUGGCAAAAAAUCUGGGAUUCAAUGGACCUUUGCAACAGCAGGCAGCAGAUCAAAUUAAGAAGCUGUAUCAUCUUUUCUUGAAAAUUGAUGCCACUCAAGUUGAAGUGAAUCCCUUUGGCGAAACUCCAGAAGGGCAAGUUGUUUGCUUUGAUGCCAAGAUAAACUUUGAUGACAAUGCAGAAUUUAGGCAAAAAGAAAUAUUUGCCAUGGAUGACAAGUCUGAAAAUGAGCCUAUAGAGAAUGAAGCUGCCAAAUAUGACUUAAAAUAUAUAGGACUGGAUGGCAAUAUUGCUUGCUUUGUCAAUGGAGCUGGCCUGGCAAUGGCAACCUGUGAUAUAAUCUCUCUAAAUGGUGGAAAACCAGCCAACUUCUUGGAUCUUGGUGGAGGUGUGAAAGAAGCACAAGUAUAUCAAGCAUUCAAGCUGCUGACUGCUGAUCCUAAGGUUGAAGCAAUACUUGUAAACAUUUUUGGUGGGAUUGUUAACUGUGCCAUUGUGGCCAAUGGUAUUACCAAAGCCUGCAGAGAGCUUGAGCUGAAGGUACCACUGGUGGUCAGACUGGAAGGAACAAAUGUUCUUGAGGCUCAGCGUAUCCUGGAUGAGAGUGGGCUCCCUAUCACCUCUGCAAAUGACCUUGAGGAUGCAGCAAGGAAGGCAGUGGCCAGUGUGGCCAACAAGUAACAACCUGGAGAUAUCCUGAUGGGAAGUGUCUGGCUUUCACAAGACCUCAUUCCUGUUCUUACUUCAGAGAGGAUUAGUGGAUUUUUUUCUAAGCAGUCCUCAGUGUUGGUGGACUGGAUCUGGGACACGUGGCAAACUGGGGCCCUAGGCUGGCAAGUUAGUCUUAAGAAAUUUUACAGCUCCAUUCUUGAAAGGUUUGUCUGUGAUUGUAUAAUUUUGGUAAUUCAGAAUUGUAUUUGUUAUUCAGAAUUGUAAUAAUUAAGAUUUUGCAAAGCCCUUUUUCAUUGUUCCUUCCAAAUUUGUCACUGAUAAAUUCAUGAUAAGAUACAAUA
Calypte anna (Anna's hummingbird) is the source of this 1673-nucleotide messenger RNA. It is a transcript of the gene SUCLG2, whose product is annotated as succinate-CoA ligase GDP-forming beta subunit. Gene Ontology annotation, cellular component: mitochondrion; succinate-CoA ligase complex. The record is from RefSeq and is a predicted model, not a curated record. Lineage: Eukaryota; Metazoa; Chordata; Aves; Apodiformes; Trochilidae. Gene Ontology annotation, biological process: tricarboxylic acid cycle; succinyl-CoA metabolic process. The transcript has 11 exons. Gene Ontology annotation, molecular function: succinate-CoA ligase (GDP-forming) activity; ATP binding. The coding region runs from base 40 to 1341 and encodes 433 amino acids.